Apis florea (little honeybee) is the source of this 3194-nucleotide messenger RNA. Its product is annotated as 43 kDa receptor-associated protein of the synapse homolog. Gene Ontology annotation, molecular function: protein-membrane adaptor activity; acetylcholine receptor binding. Gene Ontology annotation, biological process: positive regulation of neuromuscular synaptic transmission; synaptic transmission, cholinergic. NCBI's taxonomy places the organism in Eukaryota, Metazoa, Arthropoda, Insecta, Hymenoptera, Apidae. The record is from RefSeq and is a predicted model, not a curated record. Gene Ontology annotation, cellular component: plasma membrane; neuromuscular junction.
UGUAUACCAAUAUGUAUAUGCUAUGCAUACAGAGCAGGGAAAGAGGGUAAUUCUGUAAGCAGAGAUCGUGAAGGGCUAAGAAAUGAUCGGAGGAAAAGAAAGACAAAGUAAAGCAUAACGAUGGCGGCAGGAAAUAAAGAGAAAAGUGAAAGCAUAAAACGAGGGUAGCGUCAUAAAGAGGUUAGGAUGGUGUUGAAAAGUGUGCAAGAGCGGCGCUGUGAGAAGAGACGAGAAGAGGCGCGGAGAGUAGUUACGGGCAGAGGGGAGAGGACAACGAAGCAAGAGUUUGGGCGAGGAGUUGGAGGGGUGAGGUUGUGAGGGGUUUACAAGGGGUUGCGAGGGGUUUGCGAGGGGUGGUCGGGAAGGAGAAGAGAGAGUUGGUCGUCAGGUCGUGUGUUGCGGGCUGCUGCGGCUCGGGCGCGACAGUUCUACCUCGACCAUUGCCGGUUAAUUUUCGCAAGGCAGCUACGCAUACGAAACAAUAGAGGUGAUCCUUUCAACGCGAUGCGGCGCGAUAUGACGCGGCGACAGUUUGUGUGUUAGGUUGAAUCGUAAAUCCACGUGCAAUAUUUCAAUUGCAUUUCUGACUUUUUAUCCUCAUCGCGGUAUUACAGACGAAAUUCUGCUUGUUUUUCGACAAAUUUUUGGAAAUUAAAAAAAAUAAACUCUUGCAAUGCUCAAUUAAAAACAAGUACAAAACUUCGUAAAAAUAAAAACUAUUUUUUCCGCAAAUAUAAAUAUAAUAGUCCAUACACAAAAAAAAAAUUCUGUCCAAAUGCACAAUGUGACGCUGAAAGAAGUUACCGUAAUAUUAUACUAUCUUCUCUUUGAUUGAAUUGUAUGCAUAUAUCGAUUUAACAAGUUAAAUCCGAUUUCACGACUUCUUUUGCAGUAGAUCCAUGAUUUACAGAUAAAAAAUCGUAUUAAUUGAUUAAUUGGUGAGAAAACGAUCGUGUAUCUUCUUUCUUGAAUCGUAAUUCGAAUUUAAAAGAUUGAAAGAGUUAGAAACAACUAACUAAUGACACAUCGAGUGUCGAUUCGAUCUAAAAAGAAGGAUAUGUGUCAUAUCGAAGUAACGACUUGCAAGCAUUGUAGAAGCAAUGCCUCUGCUGACGAGGGAAGUUGAGUUUAAGCUUUGGCGAAUCGACAUGUUGUUGUGGGAAUACUGGAACACACAUUCCAAAGGACAAAGUAACGAAGAAAAGAAGACGCAAUCAUGUCAUGGGAAUCAAUCUCUUCAAGAGAUUAUCUCGGCGGAGCGGCCAGUCAUCAACUCUCCGCGACCGCUCUUCUGGGUAGUCCAGAUGGAUCGCGGCAUCCGUUAGAUGUAUGCGAAUUCACCGAAGAGGACUAUCGGCAUCAGAAUUCCAAUGGAAACACUCAUUACCAGAACGGCAGGUCCGGCUCUGGUCUAUGGGAAUGUCUAAUAGGUUGCAGACGUCGGUUAGACCAACAUAUGGCUCGAAGACGGGUGGAACAAGGCUUGAAGCUAUAUCGCGCUCAUAAACAACAAGCUGCUGUUCGUAAAUGGAGAGGUGCUUUAAAGAAUAUUAGACAACGAGAAGAUAAAUUCGCCCUUCUCGGCUAUCUGUAUCAAGCCUACAUGGAUUGGGGAAAGUAUAGAGAUAGCAUCGAUUUUGGACACAAACAGUUAUGCAUUUCCGAAGAAUUGGAUUCGCCAAACAUGCGGGCAGAGGCCUAUUUAAAUCUGGCGAGGGCACAUGAAAGAUUGGGCGCAUUAGAUAGGGCUUUGGACUAUGCGAGACAUAGCUUAUACAAUGAAUGCGACCAAUGUGCGACUGCUGGAUUGGUUCAUUUGACCGUAGGCAGAGUUCACUUGGAAUUAGCAGGAUUUUGUAAAGCUUUGGAAGCUUUUCAGAGAGCUCAUAAAAUUGCUCAUUCGAUUCAAGAUCCGUCAUUGGAAUUGCAGGUAUACGUAGGUUUAUCGGAGCUGUUCUGCAGAUUACACGAUGCUGAUAAGAGCGCUAGGUAUGCGGCUAGAGCUUACGACCUCUCGAGAAGCUUGCAAUUGGGCGACUUAAAUUCCCGACAUCAUAGAGCAGCUCUUCUUCAGAUGGCAGCGGCACUCCGGAAAAAAGGAGAACUCGGUGACGCCCACGAUUACUGUUCGGAAGCAACACGAUUAUCGUUAGUUUCUGGAGAUCAAGCUAGUUAUGCCAGGAGUAUACGAAUAAUGGGAGAUAUUUAUAGAAAAAAAUCCGAUAUAAACAAAGCAUUUCGACAGUACGAAAGUGCGAUGGGAUCCGCGGCAGCGACUGGAGACCGUCUCUGUCAAAUGGAAGCUAUGGACGGCGCAGCGAGAUGUCUUGAGGCCCUUCGAUUACAACAUAAAAUAUGCAAUUGUCGUCCUCUUGAAUUCAAUACUAGGCUGCUCGAAGUAGCUGGAUCAGUUGGUGCGAAGUUCCUGGUACGAACGGUGAGAUCAAGACUUUCGCGUAUUUAUGGUUCUCUUGGAGAUGAGGAACAAAAGACUCAUCACGAAAGAUUAGCCACAGCAAUGGAAGAAGAUUUAGAAUUGCGAUGUGGUAGCUGUAACGAGCCUUUCGGCCUUGAAACCGAUUCCUUGGAAGCAUUACCUUGUUCUCACAUAUUACAUGCCAGAUGUGCAUAUGAUAUUUUAAAGAAACGUGACAAAAAGAAGAAACGUCUGUGUCCCGAUUGUCACAAAUCUGUUAGUUCACGAUUGUACCUGCAUUGCGAAGAUCCUCAUGGCAUGAAUACUUUGAAUCACAGUUCCUUGAGUCUGGCAUCAUUGAGAGCCAGCAGUUUAGCCACGUUGGACGACUGUCACGCUACUAGCAGUGUUUAAAUCUGAUAAUAUCCGUUGUAUCAACUUACUUAUUUACUUAUGUACUUAGGAUUUUGUUUACUUAGAAUUUUUUGAGCAAUGUGUUCUUUGUAAUGGUCACUAAUAUUUCACAAAUGAGCAUAAAGAAAGCAAAUGCAAGCACGACCAGUUGUAUCCUAAAUCUGAUGCAACUGUGCACAUUAGCUUAAUUUCAAAUUUUUUUUUAGAAUAUAAGAGCUUGCGUACAGUCUGCCAAUUAAGCGAUUAGACAUGAAUAUUACUUAACGCGUGAAUCGUUUAAAAUUUAAAUUAGAAUGAAGAAAUUUAAAAAAUACUAGCACAAUAUCGAAAGACUUGAUGGCAAUAAAAAUGCACAUUUAAUUCA